This is a messenger RNA of Syngnathus typhle (broad-nosed pipefish), 1845 nucleotides long. RefSeq names its product copine Va (gene cpne5a). The coding region runs from base 91 to 1845 and encodes 584 amino acids. The transcript has 21 exons. Gene Ontology annotation, cellular component: plasma membrane. Lineage: Eukaryota; Metazoa; Chordata; Actinopteri; Syngnathiformes; Syngnathidae. Gene Ontology annotation, biological process: cellular response to calcium ion. The record is from RefSeq and is a predicted model, not a curated record. Gene Ontology annotation, molecular function: calcium-dependent phospholipid binding.
GCGCUUUUUCUUCACUUCCACAAAGCUUAGCCACCCCGGAUUCCAACGCUCGACCCCGGGCAGCCUGGGCUGGCGCUCCCUGCCAGCAGCAUGGAGGGUGACGUGAUGGAUAAAGUGGAGACCACAGCGACGACAGUGUGCGACUUGGACCCGAGCAGCGGGAGCAUCCCGGCUACCAAAGUGGAGAUCACAGUCUCCUGCAGAAAUCUCUUGGACAGAGACACGUUCUCCAAAUCGGAUCCCUUGGUGGUGUUGUACACGCAAGGGGUGGAAUGCAAACAGUGGCGAGAGUUUGGGAGAACGGAGGUGAUAGACAACACACUGAACCCAGACUUUGUCAGGAAAUACAUCCUGGACUAUUUCUUCGAAGAGAAGCAGAACCUGCGCUUUGACGUGUUUGAUAUUGAUUCUAGAAGUCCCGAUCUGGCCAAGCAUCCGGCCGACUUUAACGACUUCCUGGGACAGGUCUACUGCACACUGGGGGAGAUUGUGGGCUCUCCCGCGAGUCGCCUGGAGAAGACUCUCAGUGGUAUACCCGGGAAGAAAUGCGGGACCAUUAUAUUGUCUGCUGAGGAGUUGGGCAACUGCAGAGACUACACCACAAUGCAGUUUUGCGCCAACAAGCUGGACAAGAAGGACUUCUUCGGCAAGUCGGACCCUUUCAUGGUCUUCUACAGGAGUAACGAAGAUGGCACGUUCACCAUCUGCCACAAGACCGAGGUAGUGAAGAACACGCUGAACCCUGUGUGGCAGCCCUUCUCCAUCCCCGUGCGGGCGCUCUGCAAUGGAGAUUACGACAGGACAAUCAAAGUGGAAGUAUAUGACUGGGACAGAGAUGGAAGCCACGACUUCAUUGGCGAAUUCACCAGUAGCUACAAAGAGUUAUGUCGGGGUCCGAACGUGAACGUGUAUGAGGUGGUGAACGCCAAGAAGAAGCUCAAGAAAAAGCGAUACAUCAACUCCGGGACGGUGUCCUUGAUGUCAUUCAGCGUGGAGUCGGAGCACACCUUCCUGGAUUACAUUAAAGGAGGGACGCAAAUUCACUUCACAGUGGCCAUCGAUUUCACGGCCUCCAAUGGCAAUCCGUCUCAGUCGACUUCUCUUCACUACAUGAACCCGUACCAGAUGAACGCCUACGCCAUGGCCCUGAAGGCAGUGGGCGAGAUCAUCCAGGACUAUGACAGUGAUAAGAUGUUCCCUGCUUUGGGAUUUGGUGCUAAGCUGCCCCCUGAUGGUAGGGUCUCCCAUGAGUUCCCCCUGAAUGGCAACAUAGAAAACCCCUACUGCAACGGCAUGGAGGGGAUUCUCGAUGCAUACCAUCAAAGCCUUAAGACGGUGCAGCUGUACGGACCCACGAACUUUUCUCCUGUUAUCAAUCAUGUGGCAAGGUACGCAGCGGCGGUGCAGGAUGGCUCGCAAUAUUUUGUGCUGCUCAUAAUCACGGACGGCGUGAUUUCCGACAUGGCUCAAACCAAGGAGGCCAUCGUCAACGCGGCCAAACUACCCAUGUCCAUCAUCAUUGUUGGGGUCGGACAAGCCGAGUUUGACGCUAUGGUGGAGUUGGAUGGAGACGACAUCCGGAUUUCCUCACGUGGAAAAUUGGCUGAGAGGGACAUUGUACAGUUUGUCCCCUUCAGGGACUACAUGGACCGGGCAGGCAACCACGUCCUGAGCAUGGCCCGGCUGGCCAAAGACGUUCUGGCCGAGAUCCCCGACCAGCUCAUCUCUUACAUGAAGAGCAAAGCCAUCAAGCCCAACACCGCCCCACCGCCGCUGUAUCCCAAAACGACGCCGUGUGAAGCCACUCACUCUGCUUCCUUGGAAGGGGAAUGGCCUGCUAAUUAG